CGGUGAAUGAUUUUUCCCAGCAGUCUCCGCUUUGGACUAGUACGCUUCUUCUCGGUCUAACCAUGGCGUUCACGUUCGCGGCCUUCUGUUAUAUGCUGGCCUUGCUUCUCACGGCGGCGCUCAUCUUCUUUGCUAUCUGGCACAUUAUUGCUUUUGAUGAAUUGAAAACAGACUACAAAAAUCCUAUAGACCAGUGUAACACACUCAACCCUCUUGUACUCCCUGAGUAUCUGAUUCAUGCUUUCUUCUGUGUCAUGUAUCUGUGUGCUGCGGAGUGGCUAACCUUGGGUUUAAACAUGCCUCUUUUGGCUUAUCAUAUUUGGAGGUAUAUGAGUAGGCCGGUCAUGAGUGGACCAGGAUUGUAUGAUCCUACAACCAUUAUGAAUGCUGAUAUACUAGCUUACUGUCAAAAGGAAGGGUGGUGCAAAUUAGCUUUUUACCUUCUGUCAUUUUUUUACUACCUGUACGGUAUGAUCUAUGUGCUGGUGAGCUCCUAAGGAAACAGACUUAUGAAGAUCAUGGUUCCAGUUACAUGCAUGCAAAAGUUAAACACUAUAGGCGUUUGGUUUGGGAACAACCUAUUACACGUGGCAGAUCGAGUCCCUGGAUUGCAUUUGAUAAAAGGAAAAGUCUGCUUCCCAAUUUUUUAACAGCAAUGUGCAUAUAGUGUGCUGCAGGGAAGAUUUUGGAUGUUUUAUGAAGACUGGAAAAUGUUUUUAUUUAUCAAGUAAAGAGUUGGUCAGAUUUUUUUUUAAUUUUCUCCUUAAAACCCUUUAUUUGCAGCUUAUAUAUCACAAUAUAACCUUCCUUUAUAUAAUGACCCCCUGUUCAGUUAAUUUUAUAGUUAUGCUGUUGACAUAAUACCAAAUAGCCAUAGACUGGCCACAGAUACACACAUGCUUUCAAAUUCUUGGUUGCAUUGUAAACCUUUCUACUACAGGCUGAAUAGCUAUUUGCCCUGUUAAAUAUUUUGCACUCCAUUAAAGAAUCUGAUGUUCAUAAUUUGUUUUGACCCAUUCAUAAUUGGCAGCAAUUUGUGAUUACCUGUUUAAACUCAUAUUACCUUCAGGAGUUAUCAUAAAAUCACUUGCAUAUGUAAAUGCAUUUCAUAUGCUUAUUUAAAAUCCUGCAUAUGAUAAUUAAUUUAGUAGUAUCAUACAGGCUUUUAUGUAUGUCGUCAUUGGAAUCUGAGGGGGGGGGGGAUGGGUUCUGCAGGAUUUUCAUCCCUGGCCUUGGGUGUCACAGUCCAGUGUUAACCAGUGCCUCAGUAAGUGACCUUUCACAAGGCUGUGGGCUCUGGCAUUCCUUGAUAUUGCUGCUGGUUGAUUCCUGAAGAUAAAUUGGUUUGUUUUAAAAGUUUUCCUUUUGCACUACUUCCUCUGACGAUAUUCAUCACUUCCAAGAAAUAUUUUUAAUUGGAAAGGGCAAUAAAAUUGUUAAAUAAAAUACAAUGCUUUGACUUGUGCUUAUCUGUAUGGUUUAAAUUGUACCUCAGUGCCUUUUAUGGCUGUGUUUUCCAUCUCUUAUUGGAUAACCCCUUUUCACUGUAUAUAAAAUGUUACCUAUUCUUGCCUCAGA
Messenger RNA from Xenopus tropicalis (tropical clawed frog), 1578 nucleotides. RefSeq names its product cornichon family member 1 (gene cnih1). Bases 63 to 497 code for a protein of 144 amino acids. The record is from RefSeq and is marked provisional. Lineage: Eukaryota; Metazoa; Chordata; Amphibia; Anura; Pipidae. The transcript is spliced from 5 exons. Gene Ontology annotation, biological process: vesicle-mediated transport. Gene Ontology annotation, cellular component: membrane.